AUGAUCAAUGCCGCAUGCCGAGUACAUUUAUUGCCCAAUUCAGUUGGCAAAGGUCGCUUAUCGAUAUUUCGUGAAGCGUGCACUAAAUUUUCUCUUGAAUGUGUAACACCGUUUAAUAUCGACAAUGUCGAAUGUAUUAUUGUUGAAGAUUCACUUGAAACAAAUGUUAUUAUUGAAAAAAUUCUCCACCUUGAUCCAUCCAAUGCAUAUAUUCCCCAAUUAGUUAGUACACGAUGGCUUAGUGAUUCAUUACGUGCUCAGCAAUUAUUACCACGUGAACCUUUCAUUCGAUCUUUAGUUUUUGAAGUGACUAAAACAUUGGAUGACAACAGCAAUACUGCAGUCAAUCAAAAACUAUCCCGACCUCAGCUUAACAAUGAACAGUCAUUUCUUCCCAGAAAACGAUCGAAUUCAGACAGUGAUUAUGAUGAAGACGUCGAUAUGAAUAAAACUGAUGAAGAAUUAGUAACAUUAGCUGGAAAAGAGAUUACAUUCGCGAAAGGUAACUGGAUGUGUUGUGAAUCAUCUGCAUUACCAGUCGAUCCUGUAAAUAAUCCCAAUCAAGCAGUUAUUGAUAAACUUCAAGAAAUGGCGAAUCUGUAUCGAAAUUCGAAUGAUAAAUGGCGUGCAUAUGGUUAUCAGAAAGCUAUAAGUACUUUGAAAAAAUGUCAUAAACCAGCAACUACUUAUGAGGAAAUUCGAAUGUUACCUGGCAUUGGCUCACGUUUAGCAGAAAAAAUCGUUGAAAUCAUGGAAACCGGUAGUAUGAUAAAACUAGAAGAAUAUCAAACAGAUGCAGAUAUUGCUGUAAUGGAUUUAUUUGGACAAAUUUGGGGGAUUGGACCAGCACAAGCUAAACGAUGGGUUGAUCUGGGCUAUCGAACAUUGGAUGAUCUUCGAACAAAAGCUAGAUUAACACAUAAUCAAAUGAUUGGAUUAAAAUAUUAUUCUGAAUUUCUUGAACGUAUUCCCAGAGAAGAAGUUAGUCAAAUUGAAAGUGUUGUUAGAGAAGCGGCUGCAUCUUUGCGAACUGGUUUGCUCAUACAAACAUGUGGGUCCUAUCGACGAGGUAAAGCAACAUGCGGUGAUUGUGAUAUAUUGAUAACACAUCGUGAUGGAGUUUCACAUGAACAUUUACUGUUUCCACUUGUUGAUAAAUUAAAAGCGACCAAUUUUCUUGUUGAUGAUCUUGUUUAUACUGAUAAACAUGAUGAAGAACCGGGAGCACAUAUGCGUUAUUUUGGGGUUUGUAAAUUGCCAGGUGAAAAUACUUUGUCACGUCGUAUCGACAUUAUCAUUGUGCCGUAUUCUGAGCAUGCAUGUGCUCUACUCUACUUUACUGGUUCGAUGUUAUUCAAUCGUUCAAUGCGUCAAUUAGCAGAUGAAAAUAAUAUGUAUUUAUCACAACAUCGUCUUCAUGUUGGUGUUAUUCGAAUGGGAAAAAAUAAAGUCAAUGAAGGCCGAUUAGUACCAACACCAACUGAAGAAUCAAUAUUUCAAUAUUUGAAAUUACCCUAUCGACCCCCAGCAGAACGUGAUUAUUGA
Molecule: messenger RNA, 1545 nt
Organism: Rotaria socialis
Lineage: Eukaryota; Metazoa; Rotifera; Eurotatoria; Philodinida; Philodinidae
Source: the annotation of a GenBank genome assembly